AUGAUUGGGAAGGCAAAGGAGCUUCCUGAUGCGCAAGCGGUCAAUUUUCGUCAAGAGGUGAUAUGUGAUGCGGUCGUGGCUGCUUUUCAGGGAAACCAAGACAUGAUCUCAGAAGCAAAUAGUGCUAUGAAGACUACCUCAGCCCUUGCUGGUGCGUCAUUGGGCUUUCUCAAGCAUCAGCAGGAACGACUGAAAAUAGAAGAUGAAGUGUCACUUCGCACUUUUCUUUCUAUCCUGUGCGCCAAAGUCUUGAAGCAGUACUACAAGAGAACAAAGGAGCAAGCUCGAUCGCCAACUGCAUUAUCCGAAUCCAAUGAUCGUAUGGUUCCUGUCAACUAUCUCAUCAGCAAAACAGAGCUCUCUCAUUCCUACGAUGUUCACAAGUUUGUUCUUCAAGCUGAGCGCGUUGCGAAAUGGUUCGAUGCAUCAAAGGAUUCUGUUAACGCUUCGGAUUACGAAGAUGCACCUUACUUUUGUGUCAUACAGUCGAGCGGGAUGGGAAAGACCAAAGCUCAAUCUCGAAGCAUUAUGGAGGAAAAAACAGCCUUGGAUGCUGCAACGGCAGUUCUUGAACACCUGAAUACUUUCUACGACAAACAAGUAGCUGAAGCAUCCAAUCAGCACGAUAAUGAAAAUAUCAUAUUUCUUUGUUUCGAUGAAGCCCAGGUAUACUUGGAAUCCCAAAGGUUCCAGAACGACAAGGGCGCCGAGAACGUUAAACAUCCUGCAUUUCUAUUUCGAUGCAUUCGGCUAUGGCUUCGGCAGAAGAAACGACAUCAGGAAGUGAUUGGUUGCUUUUCUGGUACGCUUGCAACCUUGGCAAGCUUCCGACUGGAGGCUGAUCCACAGCUGUCAGUUCCAUCAUCUCGAGACUUCACGCCAAGUGGCAAGCAGUACAACUUCUAUGAUAAAGGCGCAAAGAUGUUUCCAAUAUUUCUUCAGACAACCACAAUGGGCUGCCUCGCGGGUCGAAAUUUGGAGGGAGAUAAAGAAUUGGGUAAGCAUACGACAGAGUAUCGUCAUGCGAUCCGCCAUGGACGACCGCUCUUUGAGCUCAUGGAGGAAAAUGGAGAUCAGCAAGAAAUGAAGGAUCAGUAG
Cylindrotheca closterium is the source of this 1098-nucleotide messenger RNA. Lineage: Eukaryota; Bacillariophyta; Bacillariophyceae; Bacillariales; Bacillariaceae. The record is from the annotation of a GenBank genome assembly.